CUUCUGCAUAUUUCUUUCUCAUACAGCCCAAGUCUCAAUCUAUAUCACUCAAACAUGUCGAGCGACCUGCCUCUUCUCAAGAACUUUAUCGGAAACCAGGCACAGGCAGCCUCAAGCACCAGCACUCUGGCGGUGACGACUCCGCACACAGGCGAGACGAUCGCCUAUGUGCCGCUGUCGACCUCGGCAGACAUGGCACAGGCGGUGGAGUCGGCCAAGGCAGCAUUCCCCAAGUGGUCCAGCCUGACAUUCAAGGCACGGUCGGCAUACCUGCUGGCCUUGUACAACGAGCUCAAGUCGCAUACAGACGAGCUGGCAGACCUUGUGGUGCGGGAGCACGGCAAGAACAAGACCGAGGCCAUCGGCGAUGUGUCCAAGGGCCUGGAGACGCUCGAGUACGCGCUGAGCCUGCCGCAGCUGGUGCAGGGUAAGAACGAGUACGUCAGCUCGGGGAUCCUAUGCCGCGACGAGCGGGUCGCCCUGGGCGUGGUGGGCGGCAUCGUGCCGUUCAACUUCCCCUUCAUGGUGCCGUUCUGGGCCAUCCCGAUUGCUCUGGGCAUGGGCAACACGUAUGUGCUGAAGCCCUCGGAGAAGGUGCCGCUGACCAUGACGCGUGUGGCCGAGCUGGCGAAGCCGAUUCUGCCUGCGGGUGUGCUCAACAUCGUGCAUGGCGACAAGGAUGCGGCAGCGGCAUUGCUGGAGCACCCGGAUGUGGCUGCCGUGACGUUUGUCGGCACUUCGGCCAUUGCCGAGCAGGUGCACUGGCGCGGAACCCGUCUGAACAAGCGUGUGCUGGCUCUGGGCGGCGCCAAGAACUGCCUGGUAGCGCUGCCCGACUGCGACAUUGAGCUGACGGCCCAGGACGUGGUCAAUUCGUUCACCGGAUGCGCCGGCGAGCGCUGCAUGGCUGCCAGCGUGCUCCUGGUAGUUGGCGACCAGCCGGAGCUGAUCCGCCGCAUUGUGGCCAAGGCCAGCCAGCUGAAGCCGGGUAGCGACAGUGAUGCGCGCGCCAUGGGCCCGGUGAUCGACCAGCAGGCAGUCGACCGGAUCUGCAGCGCCAUUUCUGGUGCUGAGACCGAAGGCGCCCAAAUCCUGCUCGAUGGGCGGAUCUCCGAGGCAUUCAGUGCGCAGAGCCAGAUGUCCGGCGGGUUCUGGGUGGGUCCGACCGUGAUCCGCCAGAACUCCGCCAACGACACUGCCAUGCAUUUCGAGAUCUUUGGUCCCGUGCUGUCCAUUUUGCAGGUGGCCAGUGCUGACGAGGCGCUGAGGGUCGAGAACGCAAACACCUACGGCAAUGCCGCCUGUGUCUAUACGCAGUCGGGCGGCGCUGCCGAGUACUUCUCGCAGCGGUUCCAGGCUGCCAUGAUUGGCGUCAAUAUUGGCGUGCCGGUCCCGCGCGAGCCGUUCUCGUUCGGCGGCAUCAACCGCAGCAAGUUUGGCUUCGGCGAUAUCACCGGCGACGGCGGCAUCGAGUUCUUCUCUUAUCGCCGCAAGAUCACCACCAAGUGGGCAGCCGCAAAGGAAGCGUCGUGGAUGAGCUAAGGUUGGCCCAUCUGGUACUUUUCUAACAGCACACUGUGGCUGGAUCGAUCCAGUGUGGUUUGGCUCUAGCUCAAGAUCACAUUUCCUUCGCACGCUCUCAACAAUUUUUUUCCGUCUCCCGGAGUAUUGCUUAAAUACGUCGAGUGUUUGGGGACGGUUACACUGGAGCGAUCCGAACUGGCUGCACCACUCAGCGCCCAGCCAGCACCGAAAAAGAGCCUUUAUCGUGCAAACGGAAGAGCCUGGCGCACUGACUGCUGGAAGGAGGUAUAAAAAUUU
This is a messenger RNA of Linderina pennispora, 1821 nucleotides long. Its product is annotated as methylmalonate-semialdehyde dehydrogenase. The record is from RefSeq and is a predicted model, not a curated record. The transcript has a single exon. Gene Ontology annotation, biological process: L-valine catabolic process; thymine catabolic process. Bases 55 to 1542 code for a protein of 495 amino acids. Lineage: Eukaryota; Fungi; Kickxellomycota; Kickxellomycetes; Kickxellales; Kickxellaceae. Gene Ontology annotation, molecular function: malonate-semialdehyde dehydrogenase (acetylating, [NAD(P)+]) activity; methylmalonate-semialdehyde dehydrogenase (acylating, NAD+) activity.